Gambusia affinis (western mosquitofish) is the source of this 1854-nucleotide messenger RNA. RefSeq names its product phosphate cytidylyltransferase 1B, choline b (gene pcyt1bb). The coding region runs from base 21 to 1109 and encodes 362 amino acids. The record is from RefSeq and is a predicted model, not a curated record. NCBI's taxonomy places the organism in Eukaryota, Metazoa, Chordata, Actinopteri, Cyprinodontiformes, Poeciliidae. Gene Ontology annotation, biological process: CDP-choline pathway. Gene Ontology annotation, molecular function: choline-phosphate cytidylyltransferase activity; phosphatidylcholine binding. The transcript is spliced from 8 exons.
UUCACAGCAAAAGAUCAGCCAUGGCUAGAAGGAAACGAGGCCGAAGCAGCAACAACAACCAGCACAGAGAGACUCCACAGAACCGCAGAGGAGGAGGAGGAGGAGUAGGAGGACGAGGCCCACGCAAGGCUCUGCGAGAACCAGCACCGUUUGCAAGACAAACAGGUUAUGAGACAGGGAUCCCACAUGAAAAGCUGACUAUUGCUCAAGCACGGAAGGGAACCCCAGCUCAACGGCCGGUGAGAGUUUAUGCUGAUGGCAUCUUUGAUCUCUUCCAUUCGGGACAUGCUCGGGCCCUGAUGCAAGCCAAAAAUGUUUUCCCAAAUACUUACCUGAUAGUUGGAGUGUGCAGUGAUGAACUCACCCACAAGUUGAAGGGCUACACUGUAAUGACAGAGGGCGAGCGCUACGAAGCACUCAGGCACUGUCGUUACGUUGACGAGGUGGUGCGAGAUGCUCCUUGGACACUUACCCCAGAGUUUCUCAAGAAACACAAGAUUGACUUUGUGGCCCAUGAUGACAUUCCUUACACAUCUGCUGGGUCAGAGGACGUUUAUAAGGACAUCAAAGAAGCAGGGAUGUUUGUGGCCACUCAGAGGACAGAGGGCAUCUCCACCUCUGAUGUGAUCACUCGAAUUGUCCGGGACUACGACAUCUACGUCCGCCGCAACCUGCAGAGAGGAUACACAGCCCGUGAACUCAACGUGGGGUUUAUUAAGGAGAAUAAGUAUCGGCUUCAGAAUCAGGUGGAUAAGAUGAAAGAGACUGUGCGAACGGUGGAGGAGAAGUCAAAGCACUUUGUGAACAGGGUGGAGGAGAAGAGCCAGGACCUGAUCCACAAAUGGGAGGAGAAGUCGCGGGAAUUCAUUGGCAACUUCCUGGAGCUUUUUGGACCAGAUAGUACAUGGCAUGCCAUCCAGGAGCGCAGUGGCCGCAUGCUCCAGGCCCUGUCACCCUACUCCUCACCGCGCGGAUCGCCCAGCAGCAGUCCGACCAGAAGACGUUCAGUUUCACCUGACUCAUUCCCGCCCACUGGCUCUCCUCCUUCCUCCCCAUCUCACCCCAAAAAGAGGAACCGCCCUUCUAACAAAGCGGCCUCUGGGUAUUAGUUAUUAUUCUGGGACAUACUGUGUCUGAAAUGUGGAAUGUGUACAGAUUGAGUCCCUUAAUUUAUUAUUAGUGUGCUAAAUUGCUAGUGAGAUUUCAUAUUGUACAUGAUAAAAAAAUCCAAACCAAAAUGCUAUUUUUUGCUUACUUGGAUCCAUUUGCCUUUUGUCAUUCAUCUUUGAUUUAAAGGAGGGAUAUUACGCAAAAUUGACUUAUUUGAGUUUGACAUCAUGUUAUAAUGUUACUCCCUCAUCAUAAACAUACCUGAAUUUAAUUUUUUCAUAUAUAAUUUAGAAAUCUCUACUCUGGCAGCCAUUCAGAGGUGCUUAAACGUUAGCUCAUACAAAGCUAUUUCCACAAAACUCUUCCUUGGAGCUGAGCUUCGACUCACAGAGCACUCCUCCCUCAAGCCGUCCCCACACAGUUCCACCAGACCUCUAGCUGCUGGCCUUAUCAUGUGAACUAUUUCUCAGUCCAAAGCUAAGAACUGUUGAAAAUAACUUAAAGGAACAUUGUUUUGAUGCCGUGCUGACAGCAGAGUAUUAGAAAAAGUGAGCUUCUUAAAGAGAAAGGCCAGUUUCAAUGUAGCAAGUCAAAUUUCUUUGAAGUUGUGUUUGAUAUGUUGACAUUUUUUUAUAACAACUUGUGGCAACAGUUACUUGAUUAUGCUUUAAAAUCGCACCAUGUGUCUGGAAAAACACAUAAUAUCCUCUUCCUCGAAAAGCUCUAGCAACUUCUUUCUAAUAG